Molecule: messenger RNA, 5298 nt
Organism: Clarias gariepinus (North African catfish)
Lineage: Eukaryota; Metazoa; Chordata; Actinopteri; Siluriformes; Clariidae
Gene: acsbg2
Product: acyl-CoA synthetase bubblegum family member 2
Exons: 15
Coding region: 893-3208 (771 amino acids)
Cellular component (GO): membrane; endoplasmic reticulum
Molecular function (GO): long-chain fatty acid-CoA ligase activity
Source: RefSeq, a predicted model, not a curated record
AAGCCAAGAGAAUAUUUACCUCCAUCUCCAUGUUUAUCAAAAAGCCUUCACAAAGAUGAGACCUUUGGUGCUAUGAUGGCCAAUUCUCUUUUUUUUAUUUGCUAAUGUAGCUAUAAGAUUUUAGGGUUAUGUUAGAAUCAAGCUAACUGUAACAUUAUCUUUUUUUUUCCAUUAUGGGGGAACAGAUGGGCAUUUUAAUAUCAUUAUCAGGUAAAUGACUGUCCAGAGCCCUAUUGGAAGGAGAUUAGGUUUCUUUCAGCUCUAUACUCACUCAGCUUCUACAACGCUUUAUCCUGUAUUCAGGGUCUCUGGGACCUGGAGGUGGGCCAGGAAUCGAACCCGGACCCUGUAGGUGCAAGGCGAAAAAUUGUCAUUGUCGCAAAGCAGCUUUACACAAUCCAAAGAAUUAUUUAAGUUUGUAUGGAAUGUGAAUGUGUAGGAGUCAAAAUAAUCAGAUUGUCCCUAAUGAGCAAGUUAAGGAAGACGGCGUCUGUGAGAUGAUAAUAGGAAGAAACCUUGAGAGGAACCAGACUCAAUCAGGAUACCCGUCCUCAUCUGGGUGAAACGGACAGCAGGGAUCGAUCUGCAUCAUACUGUGUGAGACUGGAAGUUCAGUAUAACAGGAGAUGUGUGUAAGUUAGUUUGGAGUCCAGUUCGUUAUUAGAGGCUCAGGUAGACUGUAGGAAACUCCAGCCCUGAACUAUCGAGCGACUAAAGUCACCAGUCCUCAGAGAACAGCUGUCUGCAUCAGCCGAGUCCAGGACAGUCUUUGUGGAGAAGUACACGGACAUUACAGUGUGUGAUCUGGUCAAACAUGGACGUCUGUGAGCCGCUCAGGCAGAAGUGGGUGGAUAGCGCUUUCCUUCCAAAAAAAGCCGUGUUUGAUGUUUAAAUGAUUCCCGCUCAUGUUCACAAAGCUCCAAAGGAUCCUCGUCAGCCAGCAGGGUGUAGAAUACGGCCGACACAAAUUAAAUAUCCCUUAGCUAAAGUGACCGUGUGUGAGCCCUCAGCCCUGUCUGCAGGAGGAGUGAUGGAGACGGUAGAAGACGUGAGCGUCCUGCAGUCCUGCGCUAAAGAAGACAGUGUCGCUUCUCUGGAGGACCACAUGGCAGAGUCCACAGCCAAUGAAUCAUCAGAGGAGGAGUCUCCCUGUGAGAGAGAGGAGGAGAGCCACAGCAUCGACACACUCUCAGAGCCUGCUCCCGUACCCUCGGCCCCGGGCUCGGGACUGUGGACGACGCUGAGGGACGGCGAGGUGAAGCUGAGGAUGGGCGAGUCCGGAACGGAGGCCGAAGCUCCUCUCACCGUGAACCAGCUGUUGGCGCGCGCCGUGGAUCGAUUCGGCAAACGUACGGCGCUCGGAUGGAAGGAGGGGGAGCAGUUCAGGAAACUCAGCUACAACGAUUAUUACAGAGACUGUCGCAUCGCCGCUAAGGGCUUCCUCAAGCUCGGGCUUCAGCGCUACCAUGGAGUCGGCAUCCUGGGCUUCAACUCCGUCGAGUGGUUCAUCUCCGACAUCGGAGCCAUUUUGGCUGGAGGUUUCGCUGUGGGCAUCUACACCACCAACUCCCCGGAGGCGUGUCAAUACGUGGCUGAGAACUGCCAAGCCAACAUCCUGGUGGUGGAGAACCACAAACAGCUGGAGAAGAUCCUGAAGGUCCAGGACCAGCUGCCUCACCUGAAAGCCAUCAUCCAGUACAAAGGCGCCCUGAAGGAGAAGAAGCCGAAUCUUUACACAUGGGAGGAGUUUAUGGAACUGGGCCGCAACGAGCCAGAUGCGCCACUCGAUGACAUCAUCACGUCCCAGAAACCCAAUCAGUGCUGCACGCUGAUCUACACCUCCGGAACUACCGGGCAGCCGAAAGGGGUCAUGCUGAGCCAUGAUAACUUGACAUGGACGGCGUUUGCGACAGCUCGCACCCUCAACCUAACAGAAGAGACUCAACAGGUGGUGGUGAGCUACCUGCCCCUCAGCCACAUCGCCGCCCAGAUGGUCGACAUCUGGAUCACCAUGAGGGUCGGAGGAGCCGCGUACUUCGCCCAGCCUGACGCCCUCAAGGGCUCGUUGGUGAACACCCUGCGUGAGGUGCGUCCCACGGCGUUCCUGGGAGUUCCCCGCGUCUGGGAGAAAAUGCAGGAGAGCAUGAAGGCAGUUGGAGCCAAGUCGUCCACCGUGCGCCGGAAAGUGGCGUCCUGGGCCAAAGACGUGGGUCUGAAGACCAACAUGAGCAAGAUGGAGCAGAACGGCGUGAUGACCCACAGGCCGCUGAACUACCGCCUGGCGAAGCGUUUAGUGUUCAGGAAAGUCAGGAAGGCGCUGGGGUUGGACCGCUGUACGCUCUGCUUCACGGGAGCCGCGCCCAUCACCAAGGACACGCUGGAGUUCUUCUUCAGCCUGGACAUCCCGCUGUACGAGCUGUACGGCAUGAGCGAGAGCACCGGACCACACAGCAUGUCCAAGGCCGAGGCCCUCAGACUCACCAGCUGUGGUAAAGUGAUCGCAGGUUGCCAGACGAAGAUCUUCAACCCCGACUCGGAAGAAAACGGCGAGAUCUGCUUCUGGGGUCGCCACGUCUUCAUGGGUUACCUGAACAUGCCGGACAAGACAGAGGAGGCGCUGGACGCAGACGGCUGGCUGCACUCGGGAGACCUGGGCAAACACGACAAGGACGACUUUCUCUACAUUACAGGACGCAUCAAAGAGCUGAUUAUCACUGCUGGAGGAGAGAACAUCCCGCCUGUGCCCAUCGAGGACGCGGUGAAGGAAGCCGUGCCCAUCAUCAGCAAUGCCAUGCUGAUCGGAGACAAGCGCAAGUUCCUGUCCAUGCUUCUCACCAUCAAGAGCCAGGUAAACGGUGAGACAGGCGCCCCGGAGGACGAACUCACCCCCGAGGCUGUGGAGUGGUGCAGGAAGUUGGGCAGCUCGUCCACGCGUGUGUCGGAGAUCUGCGGGGGACGCGACCGUCUCGUCCACUCCGCCAUCCAGGAUGGGAUUAACAGAGUGAACGAGAGGGCGACGUCCAACGCCCAGCGCAUCCAGAAGUUCACCGUGCUCGAGAAAGACUUCUCCAUCUCCGGAGGAGAGCUCGGUCCCACAAUGAAGCUGAAGAGGCCGGUGGUGAUGAAGAUGUACAAAGAGCAAAUCGAGAACUUCUACAAAGAUGCCGUGACCCCGAGUAACCCUGAGAACCCGCUGCCUCCUAAAUAAGAUCCAUACCAAAGGGCAAAGACACACACGCACACACACAAUCCUUUUAUCUGUAUCUGUCACUUGUCAUGUAAACAACUGUGUGUAUGGGUGUGUGUGUGCGCGCGCGCACGGGGGGUGGGAGGGUUGUUAGUUUCCAGCUAAUUCUCUCCUCUGUUUGUAAUUUUGUUUCCUUUUUUCAUUGUGCUUUUUGCUAUUGUUUACAUUUUCAAGCUCAGUGAUGAAGAAAAAUCUGAGUGACUUUUGCCACAAACAGCGUCAUGAAGUUCUGCUCGAGCGUAGUGUCGGUUCUUUAUUUAUUUCCGACUUGUGAAGAAGUUCAGUAGGAACGCCGUAGUCUUAGUGCCGAUACAUCAGGAACCUUCAGGAAUAAGAGCUGCUCGUGUUUACCCGAUGGAUCUAUUUAUAAAUUGCUUAUUUAUGUUUUCUGUGUUCGUGCCAAAGCAUGAGAAUUGAAACGGGAGAAGAAGAAGAAAAAAAAAAAAGAGUUUGUAAAAGUUUGUAGCUGGAGUGUUUUUCAGUCUCCGUGUGCUCUCGUUGCCGCGAAGUUUGGAAUAAUUCAACGUUCUAGAUUUAAAGAAAACCAGACCUGAGAUGCUGAGGUUCUCGAAGACAUUCCAAUCUUCGAUCUAGCACCCUAAAAGGGUUCAUCGGUUUGCACUUCUUGGAGAACCUAGGACAUUUCUAUAAAGCCUUACACAAAUGUAGGUUCCAAAGACUCAUUUAGGAAGAUACAAACUGACAAAUCCAAAUAACCCUUGAGGAAACUUUGGUUAAGGGUUCUGUAGAUGAUGUAUGGACUUUCAGAAAAGUUCCCAGAUGAACCCCACACUACAAAACGGGAACCUUUUGUGUUCUUUACCAAAAAGGGGAAAAAAAGCACUUUGUGCUUCUAUAGAAUUGCUUUGGGUUAAACUUUGGAUGAUUUUGGAGGAAGCUAGAACCGUGUCCAAUCCUAAGAGCCCUUUGAGGAACCCUUGAGUGUAGGCUUCAACUCUGACAAUUUUUGAAAGGGAAGACAGUUUAUAACUGAGUUUAAGAAUUGUUUCAAGUAGAACCGAAUUCAGACCAUAUUUUCAGAAAGGAGAAAACUUUGAAAGAAAGGUUCCAGGUAGGAACCAGUUAGAAAGCUGACAUCAUUAGCGAUCCAAAGAACCUUGUAUGAACCGUUGAGGAAGGGACCAGGUUUAGUGUAGGAUUAGGGUUCUGCAGGGUUGUAGGGGUUCUCUUUAGAAACGUUCUGAAUUAGUUGAAUUUCUGGUGUGAAAGUGUUCCUUGUAGAAAACAAAAAAAAAGGAAGAAGGAACGAACCAAAGAACCCACGAGGAACUUGUCGUCGUCCUCCUUAAAGCUCAGCGUGACGAGUAAAUCAAAACAGGACGUUUUUAACACAAAGAACCCAAACCAUCGUCACUUUAAUCCUAAUGAUUGUCGUUCUGCUUCCUCCCUGUUUGAAGACGGUGAAGAGGUUCUAGUGAACGUGAAGGCAUUGAGAGCAGCGUAGAGAACGAAAAGCAUUCUGGUUCUCUGAGCUCAUGCCAGUGAAAUCAGCAGCAAGGAUUUUCAGGUCAGCUGAUGCUUUAUUUUUUAUUUUUUUGCACUAUUUGUCGCCUCUCUCAUGCGCUGGUCUGGUUUCGUUGAUUUUUUUUUUUCCAGCUGCAGAUAGAAAAGGCAAGAAGUUACACGGUUAAGCCAUGAAUGUUUUUUUUUUUUUAACUUUUGUUUUUUUUUUCUUUUCAUUUCAGCCAUAUUCAUUGUUGAAAUGUUAAAUUGUUCAUAUGCAGUUCUGAUUUGUGUUAAUAUUAUUGUUAUAUUAUAAUAUAAUAUCUAACAGAUUGCUGUGUAUUUGUUACAUAUUGUAAAUACUUAUCGCUUGAUUUGUCUUGUGGUUUGUUUGUUUUUUCCUCUCGUCAUGUGAGCAGAUUAAACAGCUGCUCUCGUGACGUUUAAUUAUCGGCUUCAAGAAAUCAAACUCGUAAAUGAUACGAUUCGGCUUUUGAUAAUUCGGCAUGUGUUCUUUAGCAGUGUGAGAUAUAAAAUAAUUAAAUAAGUGUGUACAGUACGAAGAAAUAAACAUUUUGCAUAUUGAA